Molecule: messenger RNA, 706 nt
Organism: Clunio marinus
Lineage: Eukaryota; Metazoa; Arthropoda; Insecta; Diptera; Chironomidae
Source: the annotation of a GenBank genome assembly
AUGUUUUUGUUAAUUGGAAUUUCUGCAUUGUUCUGUGCACAAGUGCACGUCGCUCUUGGCAGCCAAAGCAACUACAACAACUUUAACAAGCAACAAUAUCAAAACAUCCAAUCUCAAGCUUUCGGCCAUCAACCUCAUCAUCAUCAACCUCAACAGCAACAGCAUAACUACAAUAAACCUCAAACUUCUUUCCAAUCAAAUAGAAACUUUAUCCCAAUAACUUCUUAUAAGAAUGAAGUUUCUCAUGAUGGAAGUUAUCAAUACAGCUACUCUACUGGUAAUGGAAUUCAGGCUGAUGAAAGUGGAUAUUUAAAGAAUCGUGGGAGUCAAAACCAAGCUCAAGUUGCACAAGGAAGUUAUUCUUAUACAGCGCCUAAUGGACAACUUAUUCAAGUUCGUUAUAUUGCUGAUGAAUUGGGAUUCCGUGCUGAAGGAAAUCAUCUUCCAACACCCCCACCUGUUCCCGAAGCUAUUGCAAAAUCACUUCAAUUGAUCGCAAGAACUCAACCAGCUCCAGCAUCACACCACAGUCAACCAUGGUCAAACCGUAAUCAAUAUGAUGGUCAACACUUUGGAAAAUAAAUUUUCUCAUACGAAAUAUGGACAAUUAUGGGUAUAAAUAUUUAUUGAUGCAACAAUGUAUAAAACAAAUCUAAUCUGGAAAAUAAAAUAAAAUAAGUCAGCAAGUCUGGUUUUAAAACCAAAA